AUGUAUCGAUGCGUUCGCAGCUAUAGACACAAGAGCGCGGCAAUAGUGGGUGUCGUUAGGGAAUUGGCAGUGGCAGGGACUUCUGAGCUACAUUGCCCGGCUCAACUAACUGUGCGGGUACACAAGGCCGUAUUGAGGGAUUCGGUGUCGGCAAAUGGCCUGUCAACGGGAGAUGGGGAAGACGACGGCUCCUCGGAGGGAACGGGCAGCAGUGACUGCUCCGAGUUCUUCCACAACAAAUGCAUGAACAUGCCAUCAUGUUCGAUUUCGGUGUCGGAGUGUCAAGCUGCUUCCGGCUCGAAGUCGGGAGCGCAUAAGGUGGCGCUGAGCUACUCGUGCGAGCCUGCCACGACCGAUGGAUCGCAUGACUUCAUAUGCUGCAGGGUACCGGGCGGGAGCAGUGAAGGUGGCUCUUCCCACGCAAAUAUUGGCUCUGGCCAGUUUCAACGGGUGCUUCGUCGCUGCCUGGAGUCAGAGCACUGCAAAUACGUAACCUGCGAGGAUGCGGCGCUCCACGACGAUGAAUACACGGGCGGCCGUCCAGCGGGGCGUUGCGCCCUGCUGAAACCGGAGUCUUUCAGCCUCCCCGGGUUUGCCGUGUACCCUAACUACGCAGGUCUGUGUAGCAGGCCCUCCUACGUGAAGACACGUGACUUCUACGAGGUUGCCAAGACGGCGCGGUCACACAUCCACAGCUCUUUCACAAUCGCAUACAAGCCCACGUCGCAGUUUGGCAUCGACUCCCGCUACUCCGGUUGGGUCUGCCGCGGCAUACCCACCAUCGUGCCGAUGGCGGGGCACGUGGUCGCUGUGCCAGCGGCUCGCGGGCGUGGCCACCCCAGGUCGCCGGCGGAACCCGGCAGAUCGAUGGUUGUAUAA
This is a messenger RNA of Babesia ovata, 879 nucleotides long. RefSeq names its product Protocadherin Fat, putative. The record is from RefSeq and is a predicted model, not a curated record. The transcript has 6 exons. NCBI's taxonomy places the organism in Eukaryota, Apicomplexa, Aconoidasida, Piroplasmida, Babesiidae. The coding region runs from base 1 to 879 and encodes 292 amino acids.